Messenger RNA from Frieseomelitta varia, 2323 nucleotides. RefSeq names its product lysophospholipid acyltransferase 1 (gene oys). The coding region runs from base 212 to 1714 and encodes 500 amino acids. NCBI's taxonomy places the organism in Eukaryota, Metazoa, Arthropoda, Insecta, Hymenoptera, Apidae. Gene Ontology annotation, biological process: lipid modification. Gene Ontology annotation, molecular function: acyltransferase activity. The transcript has 11 exons. Gene Ontology annotation, cellular component: membrane. The record is from RefSeq and is a predicted model, not a curated record.
GCGCUGCAUUUCAGGAACCAUCGUCGACGGCGUCAUCACUAUCGUAGUAGAAUCGUUGCGUUCUAACGAUCAUAUUCCGCUGAGGGAGAGGAACCGAACGGAGUGGAACCGUGUCCUCUGAAGGCACACGUUGGUGCCGUCCGAGGUACGUCAACGUGACGGGCGGUGUGUGCGCGCGUAUUUAUUUGAUUCGUAUAUAAUCAUCAACACAAUGACCACAACCGUGGAAGACUACUAUGACGGUUCCCGGACUUUUUCCUGGCUCGCUGAUUUCAUCGACGUGCCGAUCGACCAGGUGAAUUUUCUACUAACGCAGUUCACAGCGCUGAUAUUGGCUGGAUUCUUAAGAACAUUUCUUAGUCCUGUUGCCGUAACAGCAGCGACCAGACAUGUGUUUGGUCUUGUCAUCGGCCUUGCGCUUGGAUAUUUCUGCUUCGGCAGGCAGGCGAUACACCUUGCAGGCCUCCCCGCCUUGUGUUACAUAGCAAUGCGCACACAAAAUCCUCGUAAUAUACAGAGAGUUGUACUGACGACGGCGUUACUCUACUUGUCUUGUGUGCAUUACCAUCGACAGAUGUACAAUUACGGCUCGUACACUCUCGAUAUUACUGGGCCACUUAUGGUGAUAACGCAGAAAGUAACCAGCCUUGCGUACAGCAUACAUGAUGGGUUAACGCGACGUGAAGAGGAACUCACGCCAACGCAACGUUAUCAAGCCGUGAAAAAGAUGCCGACGACGUUAGAGUACUUCAGCUACGUCUUCCAUUUUCAAGCGUUGAUGGCUGGGCCGGUGAUAUUUUAUCGUGAUUACAUCGAUUUUAUUCACGGACAUAAUUUAGCUGGAGCGAAAGCGUUGACGGGUUGCGAUAAGAAUUCCGGUCACUAUGAUGAAAUAGUCCUGGAACCAUCACCGGCACCAGUCGUAAUAAAAAAAGUCGUGGUGAGCUUAUUGUGCGCGGCUAUGUUCGUGACUUUCAUUCCAACGUAUCCGAUUCAGAAGCUAAAAGACGACGACUUCCUGAAGAACACCACGGUGUUUUACAAGAUGUGGUACCUCAUGGUGACCACCAUGUUAGUUCGUUUCAAGUAUUACCACGCGUGGAUCUUCGCCGACGCCAUUUGCAAUAAUUCCGGGCUCGGGUUCAGCGGAUAUGACGACAACGGUGAACCGAAGUGGGAUCUAGCUUCAAACGUCGACGUUUACGGCUUCGAGAUGUCCCUCAAUCUGAGAGACAGUAUCGAGCACUGGAAUAAAGGAACCAAUAGGUGGCUUAGGUCGAUUGUGUAUGAAAGAAUGAAGCACAAUAAAGUUAUGUUCACGUACGCUCUUUCAGCCUUGUGGCACGGUUUUUAUCCUGGUUACUAUUUAACAUUCGCCAAUGGAGCCUUUUUUACCGUGGCGUCACGUGUUACUCGCCGUAACAUACGACCAUACUUCUUAGGGUCCAAGGGAAUGAAGUUCCUGUACGAUGCGCUUACGUUCACUACAACGCGAUUGUUAAUGGCCUAUAUGACAUUCAGCUUUAUACUCUUGGAAUUUAUGCCAAGUGUUACGAUGUACCUGUACGUAUACCUGUUUCCACAUAUAAUCGGUUUAGCUUUACUAGUGAUCGCACCACGUCUUCCGAAAAUCCCGUCGCACAAGGAAGCAACCGUCAAGGAAUCGAAAACUCCUCAGGAAUUAAUCAACGGGACUGCGCGUAAAUCCACGUGAACCUUCGAUGUGGCCAAAAGAGGAAACAAAAAAGAAAAAAUAAAAAAAAAGAGAAGAAAAGAAAAAACGAGAAAAGUGACGAUCACACAAGAGAUACAUAUUUUUUAUGAAUGUUUUAAUAUGCAUAUAAAUAUUAUGUAUAUAUUAUAUACACACGCACAUAUAGACGUACAGUAUAUUUAUUGUUGCGACGUGUUACUGGUACAAAUUCUAUGUCGAGCGUGUAAAGAAAAAAAAAAAAAAAAAAGUAUAUUUGUUUUAUAUAACGUGAAUGAGUAAUCGUAUAUUUAUAUGAUUGUCCCGUGUAUAACGCUGAGAUAUUGACACACUCAGCCUGUUUCACAGUUACAACAAACGGACGAAAUAUCGGCGGACGAUAUAUAGUAAAUGCUAUUAUUUAAUCGAUAGUCUCCUUUAAUGUUGUUCACGUUUUCUUCUUCUUUUCUCUCUCUCUCCUCUACACAUAAUGUUUAUCGUAAGAGUGAUUGAUAGAUUGUGCCGUUCCGAUUGAACAUGCGAUUGCAAGUAAUUUUUGCAGUUUUAUACAUUUAGUACCAUGCGUAUAAUAAUACCAUGAUCGAUUUCAAAAUAAAUUGCAAUGUUUAUUUA